CCAUCUGCAAGGCUGCAAUCUCGACUCCUUUCAGAAGCGCUCAGCACUACUUGAGUCAGAGAACAGACUCUGCUUAAAGCAGCAUCGCGUCUUGUUAACCUUCUUCUGAAUAAAGUCAUGCAGGCAGCUAAAUGCUGGGAUCCUUGCAGAGUAGAAUAGGUGAUUCCGCAAGAGGGAUUCUGCAAGCCGGGAGACAUGCAUGGAAUACAUUUAUCACGUCAAGUGAUGGAUCAAACUUGAAAUCACUUUGUUGGUUGUGAGAGGUUUCAAGAGAGGGUCACCUUGGCUGCCCAGAGGAGUUGCUCUUUUUUGCUAAAUACAUUAAGAAUAUUCUUCUGUUUGUGCUGCUGCCCUGCAUAAACCAACACACUGAUGGUAGAUGCACGAGGGAAGAACAUGAAAUGUCUGACUUUCUUUUUAAUGCUUCCAGAAACUGUCAAGAACCGCUCCAAAAAAGGCUCUAAAAAGGGAAACUCCAGUACCAGCAGCAAGUUGCCUCCGGUCUGCUAUGAAAUAAUUACUUUAAAAACCAAAAAGAAAAAGAAGAUGGCUGCUGAGAUAUUUCCUAAUAAGAAACCAUCUAACGGCAACCCUAAUUCCAUCCAACAAUAUCACCAGCAAAAUCUCAACAACAACAACACUAUCCCGUCCCCACACUGGCGAGGGCUCUAUUCCACCAUCAGGGAGAGAAAUGCAGUCAUGUUCAAUAAUGAUUUGAUGGCAGAUGUUCAUUUUAUGGUGGGACCACCAGGUGGAACUGAGCGGAUACCCGGACACAAAUAUGUUUUAGCUGUUGGCAGCUCAGUGUUCCAUGCUAUGUUCUACGGAGAGUUAGCCGAAGACAACGAUGAAAUCCGGAUACCAGAUGUUGAACCUGCUGCUUUCCUUGCCAUGCUGAAAUAUAUGUAUUGCGAUGAAAUUGAUUUGGCUGCUGAUACGGUUCUGGCGACUCUUUAUGCAGCCAAGAAAUAUAUCGUCCCCCAUCUUGCCAGAGCAUGUGUUAACUUCCUAGAGACCAGCCUCAGUGCAAAGAACGCGUGUGUUCUUCUCUCUCAGAGCUGCUUAUUUGAAGAGCCUGAUCUGACCCAAAGGUGCUGGGAAGUGAUCGAGGCACAGGCCGAACUUGCUUUGAAAAGCGAAGGAUUUUGCGACAUUGACUUUCAGACUUUUGAAAGCAUUCUUAAUCGGGAGACUUUAAAUGCCAAAGAAAUUGUCGUCUUUGAAGCAGCCCUUAACUGGGCCGAAGCAGAAUGUCAUCGGCAAGAGUUACCUCCUACAAUAGAGAACAAGCGGAAGGUCCUGGGCAAAGCGCUCUACCUGAUUCGCAUCCCAGCUAUGGCACUUGAUGAAUUUGCAGAUGGAGCAGCUCAGUCAGGAGUUCUGACUGUCAAUGAGACCAAUGAUAUAUUUCUCUGGUAUACAGCUGCCAAGAAACCGGACUUAGAGUUUGUAAGCAAGCCCAGAAACGGUCUAGUUCCGCUGAGAUGUCACCGAUUCCAGUCUUGUGCCUACCGCAGCAACCAAUGGCGUUACAGGGGCCGUUGUGACAGCAUUCAGUUUGCCGUGGAUAAAAGAGUGUUUAUUGCAGGCUUUGGCCUUUAUGGCUCCAGUUGUGGGUCAGCCGAAUACAGUGCAAAAAUUGAACUGAAACGCCAGGGGGUGAUUCUAGGACAGAAUUUGAGCAAAUAUUUUUCAGAUGGCUCCAGCAAUACAUUUCCAGUUUGGUUUGAAUACCCUGUCCAAAUCGAGCCAGAUACUUUUUACACAGCUAGCGUGGUGCUCGAUGGUAAUGAACUAAGCUACUUUGGACAGGAGGGAAUGACAGAGGUGCAAUGUGGCAAAGUUACUGUACAGUUCCAGUGCUCCUCUGAUAGCACAAACGGGACAGGCGUACAAGGUGGACAGAUCCCAGAACUUAUCUUCUAUGCCUGACCUUGAAGUUUGUUUCUGAAGCCCGGUGUACAUAUCUUGCUUUACAGAGCCUGGAGAGCAUAUGUCUGUAUAUAUGUGUAUAUGUUAUCAAUAAAGAUGGAAUCUAAAUCAGA
Molecule: messenger RNA, 2045 nt
Organism: Xenopus laevis (African clawed frog)
Lineage: Eukaryota; Metazoa; Chordata; Amphibia; Anura; Pipidae
Gene: btbd3.L
Product: BTB (POZ) domain containing 3 L homeolog
Exons: 4
Coding region: 373-1932 (519 amino acids)
Biological process (GO): cerebral cortex development; neurogenesis; dendrite morphogenesis
Cellular component (GO): cytoplasm; cytosol
Source: RefSeq, a predicted model, not a curated record